AUGGCUCUGCCACCUCCGGAUCCCCAGUUUGUUCUCAGAGGUACCAGUGCUGCAGUCCACACUCUGCAUUUCUCCUGUGGAGGCCAGGAGCCCGAUGUCCCCACUCUUUUCUCUGGGUCUGAGAAUGGGUUUAUCCAUGUCUGGAACCUGAAAACACACAGAGUGGACACAGCACUGGAUGGCCAUGGAAGAAAAUCUGUCUACUGCGUGGAGACAAUGGGUGGUAAAACCAGGCUCCUCAGUCAGGGUCGUGACCAAAGGAUCUGCUUGUGGGAUUUGACAGAGGGACGGACUGAAGUGACGGAUUCUGUCUUUACGGAGAAUGUGGGAUUCUGCAGGUGCUCGCUGUUAACAGUGGCACAGGGACGCUGGCUAAUGGCCAUGGCAGCCAAAGCCCUGGAGGAGGUUCAGGUUUUGGAGCUGCCAUCCAAGACGUCAGUCUGUACCUUGAAGCCAGAGGCGGGUGCCAAGCUGGGCAUGCCCAUGUGUCUGAAGUUAUGGCAGCUCAGCGGUGGUUCACAACCUUUGCUUCUGGCUGGCUAUGAAGAUGGAUCAGUGGUCCUUUGGAAUUUGUCAAUGGGAAAAGCAUUGAGCCAACUUGCUUGCCACCAGGAGCCAGUGAUGAGCCUUGACUUUGACGCGGAGAAGGCCAAGGGGAUCUCGGGCUCAUCUGAAAAGGUGCUUAGCAUCUGGAGCCUCAAUGAGCAACAGAACCUCCAGGUUUACAAAACACACAACCUUGUCAACGCUGGCAUAUCUGAUAUCACCAUCCGUCCAGACAAGAAGAUUGUAGCAACAGCAGGGUGGGAUCAUCGCAUCAGGGUCUUUGGCUGGAAAAAAAUGAAGCCCUUGGCGGUGCUGGACUAUCACACAGCAACGGUGCAUUGUGUGUCCUUCUCCAACCACAAAAACCCCAGGGAGAGACUACUGGCAGCUGGCUCAAAAGAUCACCGCAUCAGUGUCUGGUCAAUAUAUACUCAGACGUGACAUGUUCUGCACUGUCAGGGACUAAGAAAACAAGCAAUGUGAAGCAAUUCUUUACACUGUAAUUCAAACCUGGAUGUGGAGAAGUAAUAGAAUAUAUUUCCAGGCUGAAGUGAGAGUCCUGGGUUAAUUCUUAUGCUGCUUGUUCAAGCUGCAAGUUUAGUUUUCCA
Molecule: messenger RNA, 1154 nt
Organism: Nestor notabilis (Kea)
Lineage: Eukaryota; Metazoa; Chordata; Aves; Psittaciformes; Psittacidae
Gene: GNB1L
Product: guanine nucleotide binding protein (G protein), beta polypeptide 1-like
Exons: 6
Coding region: 1-987 (328 amino acids)
Molecular function (GO): protein binding
Source: RefSeq, a predicted model, not a curated record